This is a messenger RNA of Paramecium tetraurelia, 810 nucleotides long. RefSeq lists its product as uncharacterized. NCBI's taxonomy places the organism in Eukaryota, Ciliophora, Oligohymenophorea, Peniculida, Parameciidae. The transcript is spliced from 2 exons. The record is from RefSeq and is a predicted model, not a curated record.
AUGUUCCAAAACCACAAAAGCAUUGGAAUGAUGAAUAUACCCACAAGAUCUUCUGAGCAUAUACGUAGUUCUCGUUUGCAUACAAAAACCAAGACAUACAUUAAACCAAAGGAACGACCAAAAUUCAAACAAUUUCCAACAGAAAAAACUAUGCCUACUUUGGGAUCACUGAAUUCUCCAAGGUCUGAAGAUGAAGGAGAUUCUACUCAUAAAAGUUAGUUCUCCUUUCGCAGAACUCUCAUUGAUACAUUAUCAUUACGACAAUCUCGAAAAACAAGUCUUGAAAGAGAGAAGCAGAUGGAGGACAACAGGUAAGAAAGGAUCGAAAAUGAUAAAUCUUCUGACAAAUAAGCUUUAGAAGAAGAGGCUAAAGAUCCCACUCUAGAUGAGCCAGAAAUCAGACCGAAAAAGGAAUCCCAGUCUAUCAGACCUAAAAAUGAGAGUGUAUCAUCCUAAUUCACUUAACUUACAGAUGAAAUUCACUCAGUUUGGGAUAAUAUGGAUUUGUACUUAAGAGGUGUUCAAUUUGAUGAUUUUGAUCAUUAAAAUCAACUGCAAUCAUUUCUUCAAUUGUAUAAGAUGAGGAGUGGUGGCUUUCCUGGUGCAAAAGAGAAUCUUUAGAAUGAAGAAGUAAUCAGACGGGCAGUUGAAUAUGCAAAAGGUAAUCGACAAGUGUUCAAGAAGUAUUUUCCGACCAAACAAGUAGUUUUUGAAAAUGACGAAGACUAUACAUAAAAUUACGAUGUAAAUGCAGAUCCUAAUUUUAGAAAAUUUCAUAUUUAUUUAAAAAAUUAUAAUUAGCAAUCAUGA